CUUACAGAAGGGCUGUCCUUCACUGGUGUAGCCAUAUCAUGUGGUAGUUGUUGUGCAGGUGGUUGUAGUGGGCGUCUACUAGCAACAACUGUCUCAUAAUCUUCUUUGUUUUGGAAAAGCAUUGUAUCGGCUUUCGAUAGUAUUUCUUUAUUUUCCUGCUUUCUUUUCAGACGGCUCUCUCUUAGUCUGGCUAUGUCUCUAAUCAAUUCUCUAACUCUCUAAUGCCAUUUUUGCGCAUCUUCCUUUCAUUAUUUUUGGUUCUUUCUUUAAUCUGUGCGCGCAGUGCCUCAAGGUCUGACACAUUAAGUCGCCCCUCAAAAUUGUAUUUUGUUAUCCAUUUAUCCAAAUAUUUAACGUUACUCUUGUCAUUAUUUUCAAGAACUUUAUAAUCUUUACACUUUAACCUAUCUCUAGGUCUCCCUGUAGAAUGUUUGUUACCCAUAUUAAAAGAAUUUGGACCAGUCCUAUCACUCCUGGGGAGGUCUCUAAGAACUGGUUUAACUUUUCUUGAUUGAGAUAGUGAUUAAAUUAUCUUUGUGGUAUUUCUCACUUCAACCCGUCAAGGUGGAGAAAUCUUGUCUUUACAUCCACAAAGACUCACUAUUUCCUUUCUCAAUUGAUUGGUAUGAGGACAACAACCUAGUGGUUAUUAUCUUCCAGUCACACAACCAUUCACACUCAGUUUUUAUUAUUUUCAGUUUUUCUAUUUUUAUUUUUAUUGAUUUUCUUAUUUUCUCGGCGCCAACGGAAUUUAACCCUGGGAGGACUCCGGCAUCCUUCACAUUAUCUACGGAAUUUAACCCGGGACGACUCCGCCAUCCUGUAGAAACGGACUUUUACUCACUAGCCUGUCAAAUUACAUCUAGUAGUGGGGCUCCGCCGCCCUUUCACCUAUUAGAGCCUAGGAUUUAUAGGGUUUCUCUACGCGCAAUGACCCCCAGUCACUCGCUUUUUAACAAAAGGCCUACUCACAGUCUGUUGCCUUUCUCCCUCGGUUCCCCCGUCAACCGUCAGACUCCAACCGGCGAGAAGAUAACCAGCCCGGAAAGGGUAUGUCACCUCGUAGCAGAGGGCCGUGGCCACGGUCUUUCUGGAUUCUUAACGUCCGUUGGAGUCCUCAGAGGCAUCAUGAUGGUACGAUCUCUUCUAUUUUUGCUCUCCUUCCAUUUGGCCCUUUCCCUACCCCAAACCGAGCCCCCACUUCUUUGGAAUCUCCCUUUUAUUUCCAUAUGGAACGCCCUGACUGACAAGUGCUCCCCACCACUGGACAUGGCACCAUUUCAGAACGUCAGCUCCCCUAGUCAUCCAGGCCAAUUCCUCACACUCUUCUAUGAAGGCAAGCUCGGACAAUACCCAAAAUAUGAUCACACCCAAAUACAACAAGAACGCUACGGAGGCUUGCCCCAAAAUGGCAACUUAACUGCUCAUUUGACUAAAGCUGAGAUCGACAUCGACAAGUACAUUCCCCAGGAUUCCUCACCAGGGCUGGCUGUGAUUGACUGGGAAAGUUGGCGCCCCCUAUGGGAUCAAAACUGGUCAUCGAAAAAACUUUAUCAAGAUGUAUCUAUCAAGCAAACUAGCAAAAAGGAACCAGGUUCAUUCAGAAAGACUAUUAAUGACGUUAAAAAAGAGUUUGAAACUGCAGCAAGAAGAUACAUGGAAGAGACCUUGAAACUUGGUAGAAAAAUGCGUCCUAAUCGUAGAUGGGGAUUCUAUCUUUUUCCUGAUUGCUUUAACUAUGAUUGGAUGAAGGAUACUGACUAUACAGGGAAAUGCUCCAAGAAGACGCAAGUGCAGAACAACCAGAUGUCAUGGCUGUGGGAGGCCAGCACAGCCCUGUUUCCAUCCAUUUACUUGAAUAAAAAACUGAGAGACUCAAAGCGUGUAGUUAUGUUUGUCCAAAACCGUGUUCAGGAGGCGCUGAGGGUGGCAACUCUGCCCAAUCAGAAACACUCUCUCCCGGUGUACGUCUACGCACGACCGCUCUACAGAGACCACAACAAUGUCUUCCUGAGUCAGAGUGACUUGGUGCACACAGUUGGAGAGAGUGCUGCUCUGGGGGCUGCUGGGAUCGUCAUGUGGGGGUCUUCAGUCGACUUUGACGACACGGUAUCAUGUGACUCCCUCUCCUCAUACCUGUCCUCCACUCUGGGUCCGUACAUUGCUAACGUCACCGCAGCGACCAUCCUCUGCAGUCAGGUGCUGUGUCAGGGCAAAGGUCGCUGUGUCAGGAAGAACUUUGAGUCUGCUCACUACCUGCACCUGAGCCCCGCCCACUUCAGGGUCCUCAGGUGCAGCAGUAAGUACGUGGCAGUGGGUCUACCCUCCAGAGAUGAGCUAACAGAAUGGGAGGACCACUUCACCUGUCAAUGCUACUACAGUCAGAGAUGUGGGCCCAAACUGGUGCCUCCAAAAACCAUCCAAGAGAUCUGGGUUUAAUGGAUCCAAGGGUAAACAGCAUCUCCUACUGAAUCAACAAAAAAGGAAUUACAAUCAUUUAAAAUAGAACUUGAGAAUCUUUAAACAACAUGUCAGUGUGAUCAAGAUAACCACAUUUGUUAAUAACUCUUACGACUUUCUGUAGCCAGAUGAUUUGCAGAACUGACCUUUUAUAGUUAUUUCCCCACAUCUCAGCUUACAAAGGGUUGUAUCAGAAAACAGUGUAAUGUGUGUCAUGAUUUAUGUUCAGUUUGGUCUGAAUAUAUUGAAUAUAUUCUUUCCAGUUUAAAUUCUCAUCAAUAUUUACACCAUGAAAUCACAUUUUUUGUCUUCUUUCAAUUAUGGUUCCACCCAUUUCUAGUUGAACAUUUGUUUACCAAAUAUCAAGUUUGGUUUUAUUUAAAUUAAGUGUUAAUUAUAAUUGUUUGACUCAAACCAUGAUUUAACUUUACUAAUUUCUAUAGUGAUUACAUUUAAUUUAUCCAAGUUUCCCUCUAUAACAGAACAUAUUUGUAUUAUCAGCAAAAAAAAAGACAACAACAAAACAAAACAAAACACAAUUUUCAGACAUUUUGAAACAUUACAUAAAUCAUUAAUAUGAAGGUGAAAUAGUUUGGGGCCCAAUACUGCCCCCUGGGGGACACUACAGGAAAUGUUUAAGCAUGAUGAUGUGCAGUUGUUCAUCUUCACAAACUGUUACUUAGGUAAUAUUUGACCCAGUUUAGAGCUACUCCUCUAAUACCAUAUCUUUCAAGUUUAAUGGCUAAAAUCCUGUGGUGUCUAUGGUAUCAAAAGAUUUUUUUUUUUUCAAAUUAUAAAUAUCCCAGCAGUAUGAUUAUUAUUGUCAGUAGAAUUUGUUAUUUCUUGUGUUUCUGUGUCAAUAAUUGUCAGUGAUGUGGAUUGACUUUUCCUAAAAUCAUAUUGAUUAUCUGUUGUUAUAUUGUAUUUUUGAAUAAAUGAUUCCAGUCUUGCAUCAAA
This is a messenger RNA of Boleophthalmus pectinirostris (great blue-spotted mudskipper), 3417 nucleotides long. Its product is annotated as hyaluronidase-2-like. Gene Ontology annotation, cellular component: acrosomal vesicle. The transcript is spliced from 4 exons. The coding region runs from base 931 to 2439 and encodes 502 amino acids. NCBI's taxonomy places the organism in Eukaryota, Metazoa, Chordata, Actinopteri, Gobiiformes, Gobiidae. Gene Ontology annotation, molecular function: hyalurononglucosaminidase activity. The record is from RefSeq and is a predicted model, not a curated record. Gene Ontology annotation, biological process: carbohydrate metabolic process; hyaluronan catabolic process.